UAAAACAUCUUCGGUGCUCUUUAACUAUCGUUUACAGGUUGACUGGAGAUCGUCUUGCAAUUGCUGCCGGAGUCGCCUUCAAAGCUUGCCUUCGCCAUCGUCCUCCGCUACAGCCCCGGUCAGCACCAGCUAUCUCUGCCGCCAGAUAGGACGAGGAAUUGGAUUGACACAGUUCAUUUUGUCGGUCCUCAUUCUUGACGGAGGCAGAGCGAUUUUGGACGAAUACAGACGCAGAGGAAUAUAGGGGAGAGAUAUUCAGAGAUUAAGUAGAGAAGGUUCUGUUACUGGAUAGGAUUAGCAUUAGCAUGCUCUUAGCCUGGCUUCGAUCGAGACCCAGCAAGCUACAAGAUUUGCCCAAAGCCCACCACCUCUUGUUCUUUUCUACUGCAGCUACUACAGCACCCUCGCUUCCACCUCCUAUAACAGUUGAUAUUUUGAAAGAAUGCAAGACCUUGAUCCAAGCCAAGCUCUUGCAUCAGCAAGUCUUAGUGCAGGGUCUCUUCCACUUUCUCAGCAACCUCAUUGGCACCUACAUAGCUUGCAAUUCCACUUUCCAUGCUAUUUUCCUUCUCGAGCGCCUCCAACCCUCCCCUUUCCAUGUUUUCUGGUGGAAUCAAUUGAUAAGGGUUGCAAUUCAUGGUGGGCUUCCUGAUCGUGUUUUGGGAUUUUACUGUCGCAUGAAGAGAAUGGGUUGGAUGCCUGACCAUUAUACCUAUCCAUUUGUGUUCAAAGCUUGUGGUGAGCUCAUGUCAUUCCAGCAUGGUGCUUCGCUUCAUGCCAGUGUGUAUCGAACUGGGUUCGAGUCGAAUGUUUUUGUUUGUAAUGCAGUGGUUGCAAUGUAUGGACGUUGCAGUGAGCUACAAUACGCACGAAAGAUGUUCGAUGAAUUGUCUUACAGAGGUAUUCAGGACUUGGUUUCUUGGAAUUCUAUUGUUUCUGCUUAUGCCCAGGGUAAAGAUUUCAAUAAUGCACUUAAAAUGUUUGAAAAAAUGUCUAAUGAUCAUUGGAUGUUCCCUGAUGCUGUGAGCCUCGUUAAUAUACUUCCGGCAUGUGCUUCAAUGGGUGCAUCAUCAAAGGGUAAACAAAUUCACGGGUUUGCUAUUAGAAGUGGAUUGGUUGAUGAUGUCUUUGUGGGUAAUGCUGUUGUUGACAUGUAUGCCAAGUGUGGUCAGAUGGAUGAAGCAAACAAGGUUUUUGAGAGGAUGAUGGUCAAGGAUGUCGUUUCUUGGAAUGCCAUGGUCACAGGGUAUUCUCAAAUCGGUAAAUUUGAUGAUGCUCUAUCUUUAUUUGAGAGGAUGCAGGUGGCAAAUAUUAGUCUAGAUGUUGUGACUUGGACUGCUGUUAUAGCAGGAUAUGCUCAGAAAGGACACGGUCAUGAUGCCCUGAAUGUGUUUCGGCAGAUGUGCUGUUGUGGGUCACAGCCAAAUGUGGUCACUCUGGUGUCUUUACUUUCAGGUUGUGCAUCUAUUGGAGCUUUGCUUCAUGGGAAAGAAACCCAUUGUUUUGCAAUUAAGUCUAUCCUCAAUGUUGAAGGACACGAUCCAGGGGAUGAUUUGAUGAUAAUUAAUAGCCUAAUUGACAUGUAUUCUAAAUGCAAAAGAGCCAAAAUUGCUCGUAUAAUGUUUGAUUCUAUAUCUCCAGAUGAUAGAGAUGUGGUUACUUGGACAGUGAUGAUAGGAGGGUAUGCACAACAUGGUGAUGCCAACCAGUCGCUACAACUAUUUUCUGAAAUGUUUAAAGUGGAUAAUUCUAUAAAGCCUAAUGACCUUACUUUAUCUUGUGCUCUAUUGGCUUGUGCUCGUUUGGCAGCAUUGAGGUUUGGUAGGCAAAUACAUGCUUAUGUGUUGCGAAAUCGUCAUGACUAUGUUGUUCUUUUUGUGGCCAACUGUCUCAUAGAUAUGUAUUCUAAAUCUGGAGAUGUAGAUUCUGCUCGUAUUGUUUUUGACAGCAUGGAGGAGAAGAAUUCUGUAACGUGGACAUCUUUAAUGACCGGAUAUGGCAUGCAUGGGCAAGGUGAAGAUGCUCUCUUAGUUUUUGAUGAGAUGAGAAAAGCAGGUCAUGUGGUUGACAACAUAACAUUUCUUGUGGUUCUUUAUGCUUGUAGUCACUCAGGAAUGUUGGAUCAUGGAAUUAAUUAUUUUUAUAGAAUGAUCAAGGAUUUUGGGGUUGUUCCUGGAGAGGAGCAUUAUGCUUGCAUGGUUGAUCUUUUGGGUCGUGCUGGUCGAUUGGAUGAAGCUAUGAAACUCAUUGAGAGCAUGACCAUAGAACCAACCCCUGUAGUGUGGGUGGCCUUGCUUAGUGCUUGUCGGAUACAUUCAAAUGUGGAACUUGGGGAAUUUGCUGUAGAACAGUUGGUAAGGUUGGAAUCUGAGAAUGAUGGGUCAUAUACAUUACUUUCGAACAUAUAUGCUAAUGCUAGACGUUGGAAAGAUGUGGCUAGGAUCAGAAGUUUAAUGAAACAUAUGGGGAUCAAGAAAAGGCCCGGUUGCAGUUGGGUUGAAGGAAAGAAGGGCACAACAACCUUUUUUGUGGGAGAUAAGUCUCACCCACAAUCUCAGAAGAUAUAUGAAAUUCUCUCUGACUUAAUUCAACGAAUCAAAGUACUUGGAUAUGUUCCUCAAACAAGCUUUGUUCUCCAUGAUGUGGAUGACGAAGAAAAAGGUGACCUACUUUUUGAACACAGUGAAAAGUUGGCACUUGCUUACGGCAUCUUAAUAUCACCUCCAGGGGCAACUAUUCGAAUAACCAAAAACCUGCGCAUAUGUGGUGAUUGCCAUAGUGCUAUAACUUAUAUAUCUAGAAUUGUUGAUCAUGAAAUCAUUCUAAGAGACUCAAGCCGUUUUCAUCAUUUCAAGAAGGGAAAUUGCUCAUGUAAGGACUACUGGUGACGAUGAGUAAGGCAAAAUCUAGUUCAAAUUAUUGCAACAAAAAAGGGGAGAAGAAGAAAUAGCUAGUUUGAUACAGAACACAAGCAAGGAAGCAAAAGAAGGAAUGAUGUGAAUUCCAGAUUGACUUUCCAUUGGUCAGGGUGCUGAGUUGGUUCUCUUCCCAAGAAUCAUCUACUGAAAACAUGAUAAAUAAGUUCAUACGAGAUAAUUCAAAUUUGGGCAUUUUUUAAGCCAGAGUCGCACAGCUCAGGUUGUUUCACACACAUUAUAUUUCCAUGAUAUAAAUAUGUAUGCUCUGCUGGUAGUUUUUUGGGGUAUUUAAUUGGUCUUUAAUUUGUUGUGGAUUGUUUUCAUUUUGUGAACUCUUGCUGUAGAAAACUUUUGUGAUUCCCUUUUUUUAUUUGAAUGGUCACUGGAAUUGUAGAUGUCUAGUCAUGAAAUGUAUUGCAAUUGGGAAGAAGACAUAAGCCUCAUUUGAUUGCUAGAAUUAUGACCCAAGAAAAGGUAAUCCAGAUUGCAUUCCAUUCCAUCAUUCAACCUGUUUGGUUGGCUUCUUUUCUAAGCAAUGCCGCUCACCCAGCAAUGGAGAUUGUUGCAAAUGAAAGAAUGUCCUCAUCCUUCUUGAUCAGGAAAGAACUUUUUGGAAUGUAAUGAUAUGUGUAUCGUUCUGACAUGCCCUUCAAGAGCCAAAAAAUGUCCAUUGAUUUGAAGCCCUUCUUGCUCUGGCCAUCGUAAUGCUGUUGAGCAAGGUGUCACCACAAAUGGAGCAGCUUUUGGUGUUGCCUGUGAGUUGAGAUAUGUGUUUUCUGUGUUAUAAUCCUAUCAUUAUGUGAAGCCUUCAUUAAUUGUUUUUUUUUUCCUUUUGGCUGACUCUUCCUGCAUUCUUCCAUUUAUUCUUUGUGUUGUAUGAAAUGUCUACUUUAUUUAGCAUCUUCAACUUCUUUUCUUUGAAAGUGCUUAAAGUUGUAAGCCCAAUGAGUUCUGUGACUUUUUGAACUGAAGGUUGUACAAUUAUUUUUCAGAAGUCAAUUGUCAACACAAAUGAGUAGAUGCUGAAGUGGAAGCUCAUAUUGACUUUUACCUCACUCAUAUUAACUUUUGCAACAAAAACACUUGAUAUUUUGACAAGUCUUCAAUUUGAAUUUGACUGUCCUUUUUUAUUCAUUAUGAUAGAUUUGGAUGUCUACCUUGUUAUUUAUAGCAUAAGGCUGUCCCUUUGAAGUUCAGGUAAUAUGCUCGUAAUUCUUUAUACUUUCCUUUUGUUGAGUUAUUUGACACUUGGGCUUUUAGGGCAACCUGGCCAAUAUUGUAGAGAUUAUUAAAUUAGUUGAUUUAUUGUUAUUAUUUGAUUGCAUUUGAUAUAUAUCUGAUCCGAUAUGGGCUUAGUUGCUUGGUAAGUGGGAUCCCUUAGGUGAAUCUCUGAUGUAAUCUUACUAUUGAGCAAUAUUAAUAAAUAUUGCAGCACACCAGGAGAAGUAAAUAACUUUCUUGGUUCAAUCGCUCUGCCCUUUCAUCAUGGCACCAAAGGGCCCCAAAUUUAAUUCGGUGUGGCUUGGAAAACUACAGGCCAGGAGGUAAAGAACAUUUCUUAGCAUGAUGAGGAAAAGUCAUCGACCUCAUCCCAGCUGAACGUUCAUGUCCCUCAAAGCGCCACAACAGAGUGGUCCCAGCCCUGUCUUCAUCACGCCACACUGUUUGAAUGGGCAAAACAACUUAUGACGGAGUAGCAGCAUCAGGUUGUUUGUCACCAGCAAAUGAAAAUAUGCCUACAUGUCCAGCGAGGCUACUCGUCCCAGUCCUGAAAGCCCACGCUACAGUGAGUGGGUUGAAAUCAACAGUAUGGUGAAGUCAUGUCUCAUCAGCUUGAUGACUUCAGAGAUCAGUCUCAACUUCAUUCUGUCCGAGACAGCUCUUGAAGUGUAGGUGGCGGUAAAGCAGACAUUCUCAUCUCUGAAAAACAAAGCUGCAACACUGACUAUUAAAACAUUCCUCCACGACUUCCAUCAAAACUCUUGUGGUGUUAUCGAUUAUUAUAACACUCUCAUGAGGCACUGGCAUAUGAACAGUAUGUAUGGAUGUGUUCUGCAGAUGCUGAAAUAUUUAGAAAAAUUAAAGAGGAUCUACAAAUUUCUCUUGGGCCUCGAGUCUGGAUUUGAUGACAUUAAGUGAAGAAUUUUAAGUCUUGAAAAGCAAAGAAGUCUGAUUCAUGGUGCGAAAUGAAGAAAACGAGAAGAAAUUGCUUCUUCAACCUGCCCGGCAAGUGGAGGAACCAAUCAAAUGAAGGAAGGCAUAAAAGAGGUAACAGACCCUUUUGUGAACAUCGCUCCAAACCAGUUCACGCCGAGUAUUUGUGUUGGAAGCUCCAUGGCAAGCCUCCCAAGGGGCAAUUCUGGGCAUGUGGCUCAAACCAAUAAAAAUGGAUUGUCUCUUUCAACUGAUCAAAUUGAAGUGCUUCGGAAACUCCAGGGAAGCCUGAAACAGUCUAGUGAUUUAAGCCCUGGUCUGAUGGCAAGUUCAUAAUGUCAGUUAUCUGCUCUGGCCACUGUGUCUUUGGAAGGUAAUAUUUGGGUCAUUGCCACUGAUCAUAUAUGACGGGUAACCCUUUGUGUCACUGAUUUUAUUCCCUGCUCGAAUGACCAAUUUGUGUCCAUUGCGGAUGGAUCUAAUUACAAGGUCAAAGGAAAAGGAGCAGCCACUGUAUCUGAAAGAUUGAAUCUUAAAAAUGUUUUGCUGGUUCCCAAUCUUAGUUGUAAUUUGAUGUCUGUUAAGAAAAUUACUGAGGCUUAUAAAUUGCCUGGCAAUUUUUUCUCAUGAUUAGUGUAUUUUUCAGGGCUUAGGGAGGGAGACGAUUGGCAUUGCUAAGGAGAUAGCUGGUCAUUUUGUGUUGGGGAGCAAUAAUAAAGAGAAUGAAAUUAAUAAAGCUGGACUUGCAGCUGUGAAUAA
Prosopis cineraria is the source of this 5831-nucleotide messenger RNA. RefSeq names its product pentatricopeptide repeat-containing protein At5g16860. Gene Ontology annotation, molecular function: zinc ion binding; protein binding; RNA binding. The coding region runs from base 306 to 2888 and encodes 860 amino acids. NCBI's taxonomy places the organism in Eukaryota, Viridiplantae, Streptophyta, Magnoliopsida, Fabales, Fabaceae. Gene Ontology annotation, biological process: RNA modification. The transcript has 2 exons. The record is from RefSeq and is a predicted model, not a curated record.